AAGACUUUGAUACCAGGAUAUUCUCGCAGGUUAGGAUUUGACAAUGACGCUGCCAGCUAGGAACCGCGACAGUGAGAUGCAUGAGGCUAGCUCGCUGGUUGCGAAUCUAUCUCAACUGAAUAGUGAAACCUUGACAAGUGACUUUGCCGAAUCUUCUAUAUGGGGAAGACUCGGUAAGACCAUUGAUGACAGAUUAUUAAGAGGUUUUACCCCGUUAUUUUUUGCACCGGUCAUGGGGACCGGUGUAACUAGUUCAUUACUUUAUAAUUUUCAGUAUCCUUCGGAAUGGUUGAAAGUAUGUGGAAUAAUCAUGUGGGGGAUAAGUAUAUUUUUAUUCCUAGUUGGGGUAGCUUCAUUUAUUGGUGCAUUGAGUAAGUAUCCCAAGACAUUUGCUAACAUUCAUAAUAAUCCCGAAGAAGCGGUGUUCAUGGGCUGUUUACCAAUGGGUUAUACGACGUUGGUUAAUUUUUUAUACUAUUUGGUUAAAGAUCGUUGGAUUAUAGGUAUUUAUGUUUUAUGGUGGAUAGCUGUUGUCCUUUCACUAUAUACUGCUUGUAUCACCUUUUAUUUUGCAUUGCUUUCCAAAAGAAGACUGGUUAAAAAUCAAGUGACUUCUAAACAAUUCCACUCAACAAUGUUAUUACCAGUAGUUACCCUUACUGUUGCUUCAGCAUCUGGUGGAAUAAUUGUGCCCGAUUUACCUACAACUAAUUUAAAAAUCAUCACUUUAUUAGUUAGUUUUGUAUUAUGGUCAAAUGCUAUAGCCCUCGGGUUAAAUAUUAUUCUUACUCUAUAUUUUCAGAAACUCUUUGCCCAUAAAUCACCGGCUACCGAAUUGGUAUUCACUACUUUUCUUCCAAUUGGUCUUUUGGGUCAAGCGGCUUAUUCGAUUUCUCUUUUCGGUAAAAAUUCGUUUGAUCUUAUCAUGCAACAUCAAUAUACUCUAUUGAACUCUCCAUUUUUCAGUUAUAUGAAGAGUUACAAAUCCGAUAUUGCAAAUGAAUCAAGACUCGUUUGCUUGAUCAUUGGAAACUCAAUAAUUUCCGUAACCACUCUAGCUGCAUUAUACCUUGCAUCUUUUGGUUAUUUCUUGACGUUCCUUGCGGUAACCACUAGUUUAUCCAAAGUUCCUCCAUUUACUAAAAAUCCAAAUCCAAAAUAUACUUACACUCCGUCUUCAAACCAUUUUUGCUCAAGAAUCUUCCAUGGUUCAAUCAAAUUUAAUAAAACUUUUUGGGCAAUGACUUUCCCUCUAGGUACAAUGGCCUUGGGGAAUACUGCAAUAUAUGACACUCACAACUCGUUUAAAGCUUUCAAAGUUAUCGGGGCCUGCUAUAGUGUGGCUGUCAUUGUAAUCGUAGUUGGUUGCCUAUGCGGACUUUUAUACAAGAUUGGUAUUUUACUUUAUUCUAUUAUUAUGGGCGACACGAACCGGAAAGGGAUGAAUGAAAUCGUUUAGCCCUUUUAUUUGUUUGCAUUUCUGCAUAUUUAUAUAUUCUAGAUAUCAUAUAACUUGGGCUUAUGCCUAUUAUGUAUUGAAUUAAUUCUUAAUAUGA
Molecule: messenger RNA, 1556 nt
Organism: Hyphopichia burtonii NRRL Y-1933
Lineage: Eukaryota; Fungi; Ascomycota; Pichiomycetes; Serinales; Debaryomycetaceae
Gene: SSU1
Product: Ssu1p
Exons: 1
Coding region: 44-1459 (471 amino acids)
Biological process (GO): sulfite transmembrane transport; transmembrane transport
Cellular component (GO): plasma membrane
Molecular function (GO): sulfite transmembrane transporter activity
Source: RefSeq, a predicted model, not a curated record